Molecule: messenger RNA, 1190 nt
Organism: Aspergillus uvarum CBS 121591
Lineage: Eukaryota; Fungi; Ascomycota; Eurotiomycetes; Eurotiales; Aspergillaceae
Product: cytochrome c1 heme lyase CYT2
Exons: 1
Coding region: 104-973 (289 amino acids)
Biological process (GO): cytochrome c-heme linkage
Cellular component (GO): mitochondrion
Molecular function (GO): holocytochrome-c synthase activity
Source: RefSeq, a predicted model, not a curated record
UCUCAUUCGCCAGACGCUUUCAGCACGGUGUAAUCCCAUCACCGACCCUUUUGGCCCUCGAUCCCCAUCUCAUCCCAUCUUAUUAUAUAGACACCUGAUACUCAUGGGUGCUGGUGCCAGUACGCCCGCCCCCGAGCCUGCCACGGCAGCCGGAGUAUGCCCUGUUGACCACAAAACUCGCGAGGCAUGGCUACAACAAAAUAAAGCAUCCGGAGGAGCUGCUCCUCCUCACCCAAUGCCUUCAGAAGACAGUCAAUCAAAGGCGAAGAUGCAACGUCCACUCUCCACCGAUCGUGAAGUAAGCAGCAUCCCACGAGCCAUCGAACCCCAAUCCCAGCCGUCAUCUCCCGCUUCACCCAACGCUCCGCCAUCACCAUACUCUUCCCCGAGCGCAUCGCACGGCGCGCCAUCGAACGACGAGGCUGAGACAGGCCACGACCCCAACACUGGCAACUGGAUCUAUCCGUCCGAGCGACAGUUCUUCGAGGCGCUGAUGCGCAAGGGCAGCACACCUUCUUCCACAGAAUCGGCUUCUGAACUGGCCACCACUGUCGCGUCCAUUAUCCCUAUUCAUAACGCUGUCAACGAGCGCGCAUGGCAGCAAAUCCUGGAAUGGGAGAGUCGAGCUCCCAGCAGUGACCCCGGCAGCAAGAAAUGUGGUGGCCCCAAACUGUACUCAUUCCGCGGCUUAGGUGUUGACCCUCAAUUCCUGAGCCCUCGGGCGCGAAUCAACAACCUGAUGGGCUACCAGCUACCCUUUGAUCGACAUGACUGGGUUGUGGAAAGGUGUGGUGGAGAAAGAGUCGAAUACGUUAUCGACUUCUACCAAGGCAAGACAUCGGGAGGGGCCACCGGCGCUGGAUUGGCCGCCAAUGCUGGUCCGGGUAAAUUGAGCUUCUACCUGGACGUCCGGCCUAAGAUGAACACCUGGGAGGGCUGCCGUAUGCGGUUCAGCAAGUUCGCGGGACUGUAGGCAGUCCGACGCAUUUUCCUCAUUGAUUUACGGUGCACGUGUACAGGCGAACACAAGGAGUUUCGGGUCUCUUGGGUAAAUUCAUCUCAGUGUACAAUCCAUGUAUAACGGAAACUAUGUAUGAUAUCAAGCAUAGAAAGACAGUACGAACGUUGUAGAUAGAUAAACAUCCUCUGCUCCAUAUGCGCCGGUCAUUCAUUAAGAGAAUCGUGAGUGA